Messenger RNA from Saimiri boliviensis boliviensis (Bolivian squirrel monkey), 567 nucleotides. The record is from RefSeq and is a predicted model, not a curated record. Lineage: Eukaryota; Metazoa; Chordata; Mammalia; Primates; Cebidae.
AUGGCUACUCUGAUCUAUGUCGAUAAGGAUGGAGACCCAGGCACUGGUGUGGCUGCUAAGGACAGGCUAAAGCUGGGGUCUGAACCUUCAAUCAAAGCCUUAGAUGGGAGAUGACAAGUUUUAACACCAUGUUUUGGCAAAACGUUCGAUGCUCCACCAGCCUUACCUAAAGGUACCAGAAAGGCUUUGGGAACUGUCAAAAGAGCUACAGAAAAAUCAGUAAAGACCAAUGGACCCAGCACACAAAAACAGCCAAGGUUUUCUGCCCAAAAGGUGACUGAGAAGACUGUUAAAGCAAAAAGCUCUGUUCCUGACUCAGAUAAUGCCUGUUUAGAAAUAGAAAAAUUCUUUCCCUUCAAUCCUCUAGAGUUUGAGGGUCCUGACCUGCCUGAAGAGCAGCAGAUUGCACACCUCCCCUAGAGUGGAGUCCCUGUCAUGAUUCUUGGUGAGGAGAGAGAGCUUGAAAGGCUGUUUCCUGGGCCCCCUUCACCGGUGAAGAUGCCAUCUCCACCAUGGGAAGCCCAUCUUGCGGUCUCCUUCAAGCAUUCUCUUGACCCUGGAUGUUGA